AUGCGCGCCCUCGCCCUCGCGCUCGCGCUCCUGGCGGCCCAGUGCCGGCCAGCGGCCUGCCGCGGCGCCGGCGGCAAGAUCAGCCUCGCCUCCGUGCGCCAGCGGCUCGCGCCGUCCGAGGCCCCGCCGGGGGCGCCGCCCACGCAGCCGCAGCGCAGCUGGCACCACCAGCUGCAGCGGACACCACAGCAGGAGGACGGGCGGUGCGGCAGCAGGCGCAGGAGCAGCAGCGGCAGCAGCUGCGGCGGCGGCGGGAGCUGCACGAGCAGCAGGAGCUGCAGCGGCGGACGCACCCGCAGGAGCCGCAGCGGCCGGCGCAGCGGCCGCGCGCCGCGCCCGCCGCCCCUCCCCAGAAGAACAGCACCGGCGCCUCCAGGCCAGUGGCUGUGGCGCCCGCGACUCCCUGGCCCGCAUUGCCGCGCGGGAGACCAACGUCACGCAGACCGUGAGCUGGGAUGGGCAGAACUGCGCGCACUACACGCGCACGUGCCGGCCGGGCGAGCCGUGCGUCACGAAGAGGACU
Molecule: messenger RNA, 523 nt
Organism: Prorocentrum cordatum
Lineage: Eukaryota; Dinophyceae; Prorocentrales; Prorocentraceae
Source: the annotation of a GenBank genome assembly